AUGUCUUCCGUACCAUCCAUCUUCUCUCGUCCCUUGCAUUUGUUGUUCUUCUUUUAUUUCUUGAGUCACAUUCCUAUCACUAUUUUCAUUGAUGCUCAACCAAUUCUUUCUCCCUAUCUUCCACAAUUAUAUCCUCCUUUCCUUCAACAAGUAUUGAAACAACAAUGGAUUGAACCAUAUCAAGACAUGCUCAUGGAAAGAGUUCCAGUUUGGUUUGCUUCCUUCGGUUUUUGUGAAGUCUUUGUUCAACUUCCAUUCUUCUUUAUUGCUCUCUAUGCGUUUGUUGCUGGAAAGAAUUGGAUACGUAUUCCUGCAAUUAUUUACUCGGCUCACGUCAUGACCACAUUGGUUCCAAUCAUGGCUGUAUUUUUGUUUGAUAAGGAAUAUCUCAAUCACAAUGCAUUCUUGUUGGGAACUUAUUCUGUUUACUUUAUUAUUCCAUUGUUACUUUUAUUGAACAUGGUUUGUUAUGAAAAGCCAUUCGAUUAUCAUUCCAAGACAAAGACAAAGAGUAAUUAG
Messenger RNA from Naegleria lovaniensis, 519 nucleotides. RefSeq lists its product as uncharacterized. Lineage: Eukaryota; Heterolobosea; Eutetramitea; Acrasida; Naegleriidae. The record is from RefSeq and is a predicted model, not a curated record. Gene Ontology annotation, cellular component: endoplasmic reticulum. The coding region runs from base 1 to 519 and encodes 172 amino acids. The transcript has 3 exons.